Molecule: messenger RNA, 4031 nt
Organism: Larimichthys crocea (large yellow croaker)
Lineage: Eukaryota; Metazoa; Chordata; Actinopteri; Sciaenidae
Gene: senp6a
Product: SUMO specific peptidase 6a
Exons: 24
Coding region: 128-3493 (1121 amino acids)
Biological process (GO): proteolysis; regulation of spindle assembly; protein desumoylation
Cellular component (GO): cytoplasm; nucleus
Molecular function (GO): SUMO-specific endopeptidase activity
Source: RefSeq, a predicted model, not a curated record
CGGCGGUUUUCGCGGGCAGCUUUGCGGAGCGCGGCGGCGGUCAGGCUGCUACAUUAGAGCCGAGCUCGGAGCUCCGAGAGCCGCUGCUGAGCCGCACUAUGACCAGAGGCGGGACCAUGGAAUAAACAUGGCCCACAACAGACGCUUUUUCUUUGAAGCCCUGGAUAGGUCAGAGACCAGGCGAGAUGGAGGGUUCAAGCACAACUGGAGCUAUUCUCUCUCUGGUGACAGUGAAGAGGAAAGGAGACAUGAUGCGAGCGUGGUGAGCACGGAGGAGAUGGACAGGCAGCAGCCGACCUCCCCCGAGGAGAAAAAGUCUCCCACUCCUAGGCACUUCACUUCCUCCGAUCCCCUGAGAACGUAUGAAAACCGGCCAAAUAACCACAUGAGGCCUCUGAGCAAGCUGGCACCCAAACGGCUCAGCGAGGUCCCUCUCACAGUAGCAACGUCGUCCCCCAUCCCCAACAGAACCAACUAUUUCAUCAUCAGUCCGGCACCUUCACAAGGACUCGUGUUACAAGGGCGACACUUUCAGCACGCACAGAUGCCCUCUGCAAUAAGGAAACCAGUCCAAAGCAGCCUCGAUCUGAAGGAAAGAAAUGAUUUCUCCACCACACAGAAAGCUGUAGAAGUGGACAGCAUCGUCCUCACCUGUCCAGAGAUUCCAGAUGAGCAGACCCUGAACAUAAAGCGUCGCGUCCAGCAGAAGAGGAAACCGCUAGAGGACUGCUGUAGUUUCCCGUCGCAGGUCAAAGCCGCUGAGCCUCUCCGGCCGACGGUCUACCACUCGGUGUGCGUCAAGUGCAACAAGCCGAGCGAGGACGGCAACAAGUGUCAGAACUGUGGGAACGGCGUGGCGUUGCUGCCCUGUCAGCAGGCCACGCUCUCGUCCCCGACCCCCAGACCCCCAAUCCGAUCCCAGCCCUCCCCCGGACCAAACAGCCUGCAACAGAACUUCUACAAACCGGUCACGACCAUGAGGGCGCCCCGCGGGGAGACUCUGCCGGUACGGAUCGUGAGCACCAGAGGAACCCUGCCACCUCUAAACAACGUCAGGUCCCCCUUGUUAGCCGGGACGUCGAGCUGCUGCGGAGCCAGAAACCCGCCGAAAGGGAAGAGGACGACGGCCCAGCAGCACGAGCUCAACGACCCCAUUGUCCUGUCCAGUGACGACGAGGAGGAAGAGGCUGACAACGCCAGCACGGGAAGCGUCAACCGGCUGGACAGUGUUUCCCCGCGACCCGCAGACUCCGCUCACUCCUCGCCGGCGCCCUCCGGAGGCCGAGUGGAGGCUGCGGUGAAGAGUGCCGGAGAGCAGCAGCAGGAGGAGCUGAACACCGAAUUCUUUGAAGACGUCAGCAUGAAGAUCACGUUACCGCGGAGAGCCCGGAUGAAGGAUCAGUUUGGAAAUCAACCUCCUGAGCAGUUUUCACCGAGGACAAAGAAACCCAAGUUCAUGUCUAGUAAGUGUGACAGCAUCAUCCUGGAGUGUCGGAGCGUCAGAGUGGGAACUGUUCGCAGGAUGGUGACGAAGCCCGUCAUCUUUUCCAUUGAUCACAUCCAGCUGGAGACAGAAGGUCCGGAGCAGAACACCGUCGAGAAGGUUUGUCUUCAGUCGUCGGAGCUGAUCAGCUGCGAGUGGUGCAGCGUCCGGAAACUUCCGGUCUUGUUCUUCCAGACGACUCCGGAGGAGUGCGUCCGCCUUCGAACGCAGCUCAACAUGUCCAAAGAGGCGGGAGGCCAGUGGUACGACUGUGCCGGGGACCAGUCGGAUGAGAAGUACAUCGUGUUGAUCUUCGAGAACGGGCUGGCGAUGAAGGAGCAGAUGAUCCUGGAGGACAUUCUGGGCGAGAUCGGCAGGAACAACAACCUCAUCCACUUCCCCGCCAAGCUGCCCUUCGAGGAGGCCAACAUCCGCCUGGUCAACUACAACAAGGCCACGAAACAGAAGGAGCAGAAGGAGAAACCGAUACAAGCGCCUCCCAAAAUCACCCACGUCUCCCCGGUUACCAAGGUCGCCCCGGUCAACAAGGUCUCUCAGGUCACGCAGGUCUCCCCGGUCGCCAUGCCCGUUCGCACACGGAUGGCCACCCGCCAGCAGACCAGCUCCUACUUUGAGGAUGAAGACGAGGACAUGACCGACCUCCAGCCCACCUUCUCCGGACCAAUCAUCAAAUUAAUGGUGUACCCUCCUCCUCCAGCCAAAGGUGGCAUAUCGGUCACCAACGAAGACCUCCACUGCCUUAAUGAUGGAGAAUUCCUUAACGAUGUUAUCAUAGACUUUUAUUUAAAAUAUUUAGUUUUAGAGAAAUUGAAAAAAGAAGAUGCACAAAGAAUCCACGUCUUCAGUUCCUUCUUCUACAAGAGACUAAACCAGAGAGAGCGGAGGAACGUCCCAGACACAACAAACCUGCCAAUCCAGAAAAGGAAGCACAACAGGGUCAAGACGUGGACUCGGCACGUGGAUCUGUUCCAGAAGGACUUCAUUUUUGUUCCCAUCAACGAGUCGGCUCACUGGUACUUGGCCGUCAUCUGCUUCCCGGGCCUCAAGGGUCCGGUGUACGAGCAGAACCCGCUGUGCCAAGACCCGUUUCCAGCCUCCACCUCGGCUUCAGAUCCCUCAUCGGAGGAGAACAUCCCGGACCACUGUCGUCCUCUGUCCCCGGACAGAGAUGGGCUCGACAGCUCUUCGGAAGAUCCGUCCCCCGGCGUCCCCGAGGUGUCUGCAGAGGUUCAGACUGAUCUGGACCCCGCCAAGGAGAACGCAGCCUUCACUGAGGCAGGUCAAGAUCCUGCAAACAUCUCGAGAGUGUCCGGCAACGGCCAGGGCGAUGAGAAGCAGUACACAAGCGAGUUGCACAGAAUCAGCGUCUGCUACAGUUCAGGAAAAGGAGACGACGACACCUUCACCUUCUCCGACGACCAAAGCUCCGGUCAGGAUGACUGCAGUGAGGACGGGACUCUGGCUGAAGACUCGCUCAGCUCUGACGCUGCUGCUGCUGCUGCUUUGGCCUCCAAACAAAACCUCUGCAAACAGCCUUGUAUCCUCAUCAUGGACUCCCUGAGAGGUCCGGCCAGGUCGACUGUGGUGAAGACUCUGAGAGAGUACCUGGAGGUGGAGUGGGAGGUGCGUAAAGGGACUCAGCAGAGUUUUGGGAAGGAUGUGAUGAAGGGCUCGAGCCCACGCGUGCCUCAGCAGGAUAACUUCAGCGACUGUGGAGUUUACAUCCUGCAGUAUGUGGAGAGCUUCUUCGAGAAUCCCAUCCCCAGUUUCCACCUGCCCGUCAACCUGUCCGACUGGUUUCCGCAGCAACGGAUGAAGACGAAGCGCGAGGAGAUCAAGGAGCUCAUCCUGAAGAUCCAGGAGCAACAAGAAAUGGACAAGAAGGAGUCCGACCGGGUCGAGGCUCCGCCCAGCUCUCCUGAAGAGCCCGAGAUUGAAGAGACUUCUGGGUCGACGGGCCGGCCGCCAAACCUACCCAUCAGCCCCUGAAAGGACCCCACCCACCUCCACCUCCUGUCCCCGUCACUCCCCGGCCCAGCGGGGGGGCCGGACCUGAUUGUACGCUGCUGGUUUCACUUCAACGUGUCUGAAACGAUCCCUCCAUUUCCCCACAGACAUCAAACACACCUUUAAAUUUGUAUGGAAUAAAACCUGAACUGUAAAUACGUCGGAGUUUUUCCCGCUGCCUUUGUAAUUUACCGUUUUCUGACUCAGUCAUGAAGUGGCCCGUUAAGUUAUGUUUUCAUAGAUGUUUCUUCUCUCCAGGAAGGAUCCGUGCAGAAGAUACUGUUGCGCUCUUGCAUCGUUCUUUUUUUAUUGCUUUCUAGUUGUGUAGAGGACAAAAAAAACACACACAGACGUAGAAGAAGAAGUUGCUGUUCUUUGUAAGUCAUCGAUCCGCCCGUCUGGACUCGACAGCUCACGAGUCACACACGUAGUUCAGUGCUUGUUUGUGUCUCUUCGAUUGUGGAGUGGAUGAUUUUCUUUCAGCAUUAAAAAGCGACUCGAGAUGCAAGAGCAACUUUCA